Messenger RNA from Penicillium brasilianum, 1833 nucleotides. Lineage: Eukaryota; Fungi; Ascomycota; Eurotiomycetes; Eurotiales; Aspergillaceae. The record is from the annotation of a GenBank genome assembly.
AUGUCUCCUCUCAGGAACAGAUUUGAGAGCCGUCUGCAGGGCAAGCUCCUGGUGAACCUCAUCACCGUGGUCUGCUCCGUUGGCUUCUCUCUCUUUGGCUAUGACCAGGGGGUCAUGGCCAACCUGAUAGGUGCCGACAAUCAAUUUGGCAAGACCUUCAACCACCCCAAUGCCCGCUUGCAGGGCACAAUCGUCGCCAUAUACGAGCUGACGGCGUUCGUCGGCAGCAUCGCCGUCAUCUUCGUGGGCGACUGGCUUGGCCGGCGACGGACUCUCAACUGGGGCAUCUACAUGCAGCUCCUCGGGGUCGUCAUCCAGUGCUCGUCCUACUCCGUGGCCCAGCUCAUCAUCGGGCGCUGCAUCACAGGCAUUGGCAUCGGGAUGCUUACGGCGGGCGUGCCGGUCUACCAGGCCGAGUGCUGCCCGGCCCACGACCGAGGACGGAAUGCCUGCAUCUUCAACUGGAUCUGCAUCUGCGGCGUCACUUCAUCUUAUUGGAUUGGCUACGGAUCUUCAUUUCUCUCAAACCAGGCGCAAUGGCGUUUCCCGGUUGCGUUCCAGGCCACCUUCAGCGUUGUGAUCCUCUUCAUGGUUCACAUCCUGCCGGAGAGCCCCCGGUGGCUGGUUCAUCACGGGUUUACGGAUGAAGCGAGGCGUGUCAUCGCGCGACUCGUGGGCACGAACGUGGAGCUCGAUGAUCCCCGGGUGCAGAGCUUGCAGGACGAGAUCCAGGUCGCCGUCGCCACGGAAAGGGAGGCUGGGAAUAUGAGCAUCAGAGAGAUGUUCUCGAGCGGCAACCUUCGGAACGGCCGGCGGAUGCUGCUCUGUCUGGCGGCGGGACUCGGCUGCCAGAUGAGCGGUAUCAACCUGAUCACGCAAUACGCGCCCAUCAUCUUCCAGAACUCUAUCGGCAUGAGCCGGGGUAUGUCGCAGCUGGUGGCCGGCUUCAACUCGCUGGAGUACAUGCUCGCGACGAUCCCGCCCAUCUUCUACAUCGAGAAGGUUGGGCGACGGAAGGUGCUCAUGUGGGGAGCGUUCGGACAGUCCAUGACCAUGAUGGUGCUUGCUAUCACUGUACACAACGGCGGCUACACGGCUGGUAUCGUCGGCGCCGCCAUGCUCUUCCUCUUCAACACUAUCUUCGCCCAGGGCUGGCUGACCUGCCCGUGGCUGUACGCCUCGGAGAUCUGCACACUCCAACUGCGAGCGCGCGGCGCAGCAAUGGCGUCGGCCGGCUUUUGGAUCAUCAACUUCGCUGUGGUGGAGUUUACGCCGUCGGCCAUCGACAACAUUGGAUGGCAGACGUACAUCAUCUUCACCGUCUUCAACGCCGUCUUCAUUCCGCUCGUCUAUUACUUCUUCCCAGAGACAACCAACUUGCAGCUCGAGGACAUGGACUAUCUCUUUGAGCUCAAGGGCUGGACUGCCGGCGCCCGCGGUGAGGCUAGGGAGCGCAUCCAGAUGCGGCACGACGAGGAGAAUGCGCGGCGAAGGGAGCAGAUCAACAGCGGGACAGAGAAGAGCAUGGUUGAGCAUAUUGAGAAGGCGACGGAUGGAAGCGCUUCCUCAUCGAAUGAGUCGCAGCACGAACAUUAGGCCAUUGUCGAGGAGAUUCAGACGGGUUACCUCGUAGGUUGGCUAGAGUCAACGCAAGGAUUCUGGACGACCCGAAGGCACCCUUUGUGCAGCUGACGUCUGGAUGGACGAUAUCACACAGCCCGGGGAAUGAGCUUGGCAGGAUCAAGGGUGAAAUGAAGAACAGACCGUGUAGCUUGACUCUAGUCUGACAUUGUAGAAAUAGGCUGUGGCUUUGGCACCCGUGAAAUACCAAUA